GACCUGGGCUGCAUCUCCACCACUCUCCCCAAAGCCAUGGCCAAUGCCCUCUGGCACACCAGGGCCAUCUCCUACGCAGGAUGUGCUGCUCAGGUCUUUUUCUUUCUCUUCUUCAUCUCAGCAGAGUAUUGCAUUCUCACCAUCAUGUCCUACGACCGCUACGUUGCCAUCUGCAAGCCCCUGCACUACGGGACCCUGCUGGGCGGCAGAGCAUGUGUCACCAUGGCAGCAGCUGCCUGGGGCACUGGGCUUCUCUAUUCCCUGCUGCACACUGCCAAUACAUUUUCCCUGCCUCUGUGCCAAGGCAAUGCUGUGGAUCAGUUCUUCUGUGAAAUCCCCCAGAUCCUCAAGCUCUCCUGCUCAGACUCCUACCUCAGGGAAGUUGGGUUUAUUGUGCUUAGUAUUCUUGCCAUAUUUGGGUGUUUUGUCUUCAUUGUUGUGUCCUAUGUGCAGAUCUUCAGGGCCGUGCUGAGGAUGCCCUCUGAGCAGGGACGGCACAAAGCCUUCUCCACGUGCCUCCCUCACCUGGCCGUGCUCUCCCUCUUAGUCAGCACUGCCACAUUUGCCAACUUGAAGCCUCCCUCCUUCUCUUCCGCAUCCAUGAACUUGGUGGUGUCAUUUCUGUACUCAGUGAUGCCUCCAGCUAUGAACCCCCUCAUCUACAGCAUGAGGAACCAGGAGCUCAAAGACACACUGAAGAAAUUGAUGUCAUGGACACUUUUCAUUAACAAUAAACUUCUGAUCUCUUGCUAAACGACUCCCAGACUAUCCUAUAGCAGAGCUGUAUUGCUCUUCUAUGUUUAUAAUGUUUAUUUCUUUUUUUUUUAUUUAUUUGUAUUUUGCUGUUUUUAUAAGUUUAUUAAUGGUUCUUAUGCUGUUAUAGUAAUAUUUUGAUUCAUUCCAUGUCUGCUGAAGCAUCAACCUGCUCUCUUUCUC
Messenger RNA from Gallus gallus (chicken), 936 nucleotides. RefSeq names its product olfactory receptor 14C36-like. The transcript has a single exon. Gene Ontology annotation, biological process: G protein-coupled receptor signaling pathway. The record is from RefSeq and is a predicted model, not a curated record. Gene Ontology annotation, molecular function: G protein-coupled receptor activity; olfactory receptor activity. The annotation marks the transcript as partial. Lineage: Eukaryota; Metazoa; Chordata; Aves; Galliformes; Phasianidae. Gene Ontology annotation, cellular component: membrane.